AUGCCCGCCGUAUCUCUCUUGGUCAGCUUGCUGGACAGUUUUCGGGAUUUAUUGGCGAGUAAUGUAAAUCAGCUUAUUAAGCUUUUAAAAACAUCUUGCGGAGAUGAGGGGUGUUGUAAUGAAGCUGUGAGUUUCCGUGAUGUACAUCUUAAAAAUCUUCAAGAGACAUUUGAAAAAUAUGAUGAAAUUGCAACAAAAAUUGAUGGCCUUAAAAAGCAAAAAGAUGAAAAAAGUAAGGCGUCUGUAGGGACGCCGUCCGUCAGUGGUCGUGAGAUUAAGGAGCUUGAAGAGCAAAUUCAGCAAAAUGAAGAGAAGCUUCAAAAACAAAAUGAGCUUGUUGAUCAGCAAAUUACUGCGCUUAAAAAUGCUUUAAUUGAGCUUAAAAAUCAAAUUGAUGAUUACAUUCAGAACCGUAAUAAAGAAAUUACUGAGCUCCAAAGGAAAAUUGAAGCGUAUAAAAAUGAGGAACAGCGUAAAAACCCUGGUAAAAAUAUCUCCAUUCCCUCCCAUCUUUCUAGUCAGCUUGCAACUGAGCAGGCUAAAUUGAAGUCUCAUGAGGCUUCGUUGGAGUCUCUUAAAAGCCUUGAAAAGCUUAUGAAAUUUCAUGAGGAAGUUAAAAAAAUUCCCGAAGGCAAUAAAAAUUGUAAAGAUAUUUUAGAUAAAUUGUGUACAGGUCUCCAAACAUUUUUAGGUUACAACUCUGAUUCCAAAGGCUACGACGGCACUGGCAUCGUGUACUCGGACCUUGACAGGCUCUGCGACGGGGUGAUGUCUUUCCUUCAUGGUGUUCUUGAGAGUGUGAAAAAUGAUGAUAACGUUAGAACAUACUAUGAAAUGUCACCUACGUGCAUGGAAAACAUAGAAAAGCAGUUAAAUACUGGUCAACAUGGCUUGUGGAAAGCGGUCGAGGCCUUCAAGGCAUGGCAUAUGUAUUAUGAGAAAGCGUUGAAUGAGAAGAUUGGCGCAGUUAAAACACCUUUAGAUGGUGUUAAGAGGCAAAUAGAAGCUGACAAAAAUAAAAUAGAGCAGGAAAAAGAUUCUGCAAUUUCCGACCAAAUUAACUCCUGGGCCCUCCGUGCUCAGGGAUACAUUGACAAGGUAAAAGAGGCCGAUAAGGCCAGAGAAAAAUUGGAUCCAUUACUAUCCGGUAAAAUAAAUAUAAAUGUUUCAUUGUUGUUGCAGGCGACAAAUACGUUCAAGGAGGCGGCAGAGAGUAGGGACUUGGAAGAACUUCAUAGAGAAUCCUUCAACGUUAUGCAGGGCGUAACGGACCACGUUAAUGAGAAAUUUAAUGCAGGCGUUAAACGGCUUCAGGAGUAUUUGAAAGAUAAGAUUGGCAAGUUGCGUGAUAAACUAAACAAGUUGCAAAAUGAACAAUUUUCUAGAUUACAAGAGUCUGUCACUAGUGGGCUUGAGCCGGCGUUCAGGAAGGUGGAAGGAGAGAUUCGGGCGCUCGUGGAGAGGUAUGGAGAGCACGUUGUUGGUAAGUUGAAAAAUAUUGUGGAUUUCUCAAAUCCUUUUUAUACGAGAUUCGGCGCAACACAACGUGCGCUCAAAUCGGCGAUGAAUCAGGUUGAGGCGGAUAUAGGGAGGCUUGCGCAGCUUAAUACAUUUGACCAUAUUAUGGAUGGUCAAAGCAAAAUCGUUGCGCCUUUACUUCAGAAAAUUGCGAGUAAAGAUGCGUUCGCCGAACUCAGUGAAUAUUUCAUCUUGCUUGAAUCUCUAGUCAUGGACAAAGUCAACGAUGCGAUGGAGGGGAUAGGCUCAUGGUUAGAGAUGCUUUUUCAGUACGGUAGCGGUGAAUAUAUCCAUAUUGCUUUACAUGACCCAAAAGACUCUCUGCAUUCUCUUAAGACAAUUCUAGAGAACUCAAGCACAAUUGCUUUAGAGGUUCCUGAUGAGUUGAAAGACUAUCUCGUAGAUGUUGAGUUCAAAAAUCCGAAGCCUAAUGUUCGCGGGAUUUCAAACACGAUUGAAGAGGUGUUAACAAAAAUUGGAAAGAGGUCUUCAUUUAAGAAAGGGGAGCUCAUAACUACUAUCAAAUCGCUUCUUUCCGAUCUCGCCAAAAUUGCCGCUGCACUCUCUUCGCAUUCCAAGGAUGUCAUCGAGGACGUCAUGGAUGCUAUUGAAAAGCAAGUCACGAAAGAGAUUCAAGGAAUAGCAGGGGCUAUAUUCAAGCAAAUUUCGAUGAUCCAUAACGGUAUAAAGCAAUCAAAUGAGUCGAGUGUUAGCAUCACCGCGAACGGCCUCAAAUUGGAUAUUACCGGUCUCGAGUGGCUGGUCACUGAGUUUCAAGAUAAAAUUAAUCAGGAACUUGGAACCCUUCAAAAGAGCGUCGGUAAAGAUGCGGCAGAUGGUCAGGACUGUGUGUACAAUGAUUUAAUGCAACUAAAAAAGCAUAUCGACACGCUUGGUGAAAAUAUGGGCAUAGUUAAGGAUAACGUCCUUUCCGUUGGAACCGAGGUGGAGGCAUGCAUAAGGUUAAGCAACGAUAUGCUCAUAAAACUUCCUAGAUGGACGGAAGUACUUAUGGAUGAAGUGCUAAGAGAUAUCAGCAGGGAAAUCACUAGGGGGUUCCAAGAAGUCCACGCCAAGGCAAAAACCUUGUACGCUCAGAGGAAGGAAAGAGAAAUUCAGGCAUUGCAGCAAAUUGUCACCGCGCAAUUUAGAGAUGUAGAAAAAACAAUUGAGGAGGAUAAAAAGAAUGGUGUCAAAGGAUGUUUAUCAAAAAUAAAGUCUCUUUUAGUCCCACAAAUCCAAACCAUGAAUGGUGUCCUGACUGCAUCCGAAGAUACUAUCGGUCAUGCUCAUAAGCAGGUAAAAUCCCAACUCACCCAGGCGGCAGAAUUUUUGAAGAAAGGCUUUGCAGAAGUUUUGGAAUUUCUGACAUUUCAAGAAGAAACUAAGGAAUACGAUGAAGAUGUAAAUCAGGUCUCCACUUCUCUGGACACUCUCCUCGGCCAAAUCAUAUCUUCUCACCACUUUGAUGAUCAUGUCUCUUCAAAGCUCUACGACUUUACAAAUUCGUUAACCAUAUUCACCCCUGAUAUAUACAAGGACGCCGCGAAAGAUGUGUUGACUCCCAUAAAGAAAGGCUUCAACGCUUUCGCCGGGGAAAUGGAAAAGGCGUACGUGUCUUACUACUCUGGGCGUCAUAUAAAGUGGAAUAGCGCCGGUGAGGCUGAGAGAAAUAAAUAUGCCGAAAUAUGCGUGACCAUAAUGCGCAUCCUCUACACAGAUUUAUCCAGGCUCAAAGAAGAGCUUGAAAAAUCAGAUACCAAAUGGACAACCUAUAAUAUUUAUAAUCAUAAGAAUUCCAGCUCCAGUCUCUAUAAAUUAUUCUUCCGCGACAGCGGUUACGAUCCUUCUCUUCCAGGAAACACAGCACACGGCGAGUUGAACCACAAGCCAGUGUUCACUGGCACACAGAUUAAAGGUCUACUCGACCAUGUAUUACCGGGAGCAUCCCAACUCAACAUAACUAUUAAGAACAAACAGCAGAGUAAUGUUAAUGUUUUAGAUAUUAUUCAAUACCUAAUCCAUCACACAGAUAAGUACUACGAUGCCUGCCACCUUAGACUUCCAUCCUCUACGAAAUAUCCAUGUUCCAUUAGAGACAUCCUGUCGUGGUUUUCCGGUCUGCCGCAUACGGCGGUGUAUGGCAAAGUUUUUAACCAUUUCCACCAGUUGCUUAAAAAAGAUGCGUCAUACCAAAACGACCCGGUGCUCAAGCCUCUCCUCGAUCUUGACCUGUUUACUUAUCUAGUUUACACCUGCAGAAAAUCGCACGAUGUCCUCGCUGCCAUACAAGGUCAUGGCAACGGCGCUCCUAAUGCCGACUAUCCCUACGCGUCAAAUUUCUGCGACAACUCACGUAGCUUAUACUACCCGUCGGACGUAUCCUCCCUAUUAGAUAUGCUCUACGAUGUCGUCAAACGUCUAUGUUACGCGCUAUAUUUCCUGUACACCAAGUGCAUAAAUGGCGCCUCUGCUUCCAAUGGAUGGAGUGGCUGUGCAUACGGCCAAGCUAUCCCAUCACCAAGGUGGCAAUGUAAGGGCCACCCAAACACCAGACCUAGCGACCAACCAACUGACCAACCAAAUUGCCAACCAACGUCGCCAUUACAAGGUUAUCUAACAGACACUUUACCCGGUUGGCUACCACAUAGGUUGACAUCCGUCGGUUGUUCAUCUAAAUGCGCCACCUGUACCAAUGCCUCCCGUGGUCAACAAUGUAUAACACCUAUGGGCUUCUGGGACUUGUAUGAUGCGGGGUCUAUUGUCGGAAGUGGUAAAGAUAUAUGUAAGCUGCUUGCCGACUUGUGCGCUGAUGCCGAUGCAGUCCUCUUCAAACUCUACAGAGGUCUGUCACUCCUGUCUCCAUCGCCACCUAAAACAUUGGGGGACAUGAUGUCAUUCUUUAGUCAUUCGUUAAGAACUUGGGCAUCCGGAAGAUUUAUGAGCAACAAUGAUUUUAUUUAUGAGAUGAACCAAAAAACCAUCCCGAACAGCUUCCCGCUGCAGUUAACGCUGCAUGGCAGUCCUGAAGCAUCUCAACUCACCGAUGCUCUCCGAGAUUUAUAUUAUUAUAAGGAUGGGCACAACGGUAAAGCUGCAAAGGAUGACACGCACUGCGACCUUUCAAGCCUUGUGGCCUCAUCCACCUUAUGCCUAGGCCGUUUGUGUAUACCGUAUCUGCAACCGCUCAGUCACGACGGCAAUCAUACCUAUGCACUGAAGCACGCAGGUCUAUACUUGUCCUGGGCGCUUUAUUUGGUGUUCGACUUCCAUGAAUUGCUCAAAUCACUAUUUGACGCAUUCUGCAGUAUUGAUUGCAAAUCGUCAGGUUGCUCAUCAUGUAACUGCUUAAGUGGCAAGCAUGGAGUGAGCGAACCAAAGUCGGAACCAAAGACCCAGGCAAUUGGCAAACCAAAUGUCCAAGCAACGUCCAAACCAAACAUCCAACCAAAAUCAGGAUGUCACUGCCAGUCUAUGGUUCAGUGCAGUGGUGUCCAACCAACGCUCUUCAGAUAUGGUUUCACGUUCGGCAAUCCAGAGAAAUUGAUGAAUGGUUCAAGCAGGAAAACGUGCGACAGUUUUUGUGAUCAGUUGAAAAAAGUAAUAGAGUCAGAUCAUUUCAGGAAAUUAUUUGAGGUCAUCGACAACUUUAUAUGCGCCAUCAGAUUCCCCUUCAUGUCGUUAUUGCUAGCCCUCUGGUCGCUGUCGCUCCUGUACCUGCUGCACAUCACCGUCGUCCGCCUCGACGUCCUGAGGAUACGCUCCCACCUGAGAUCACCCGCAAGCCACCGCAUCGCCGCGCAGUCCCUCCUCGCCGCCGCACGCGUCAAGGCACUCGGCAACAUCAAGUACUUCUCACCAUAA
This is a messenger RNA of Babesia ovata, 5382 nucleotides long. RefSeq lists its product as uncharacterized. The coding region runs from base 1 to 5382 and encodes 1793 amino acids. NCBI's taxonomy places the organism in Eukaryota, Apicomplexa, Aconoidasida, Piroplasmida, Babesiidae. The transcript has 2 exons. The record is from RefSeq and is a predicted model, not a curated record.